AUGUCAAGAAAAAUCAGCGUGGCCGCUGCACAGGUCGGCGCAAUCAACUUGAAUGCUUCGAAGAAAGAGACCGUCCAGAGACUUAUUAAGCUCCUCCACGAAGCUGCCGAGAAGAAAGUGCAGCUUGUGGUCUUUCCGGAAUGCACACUCACGACGUUCUUCCCACGACAUUUCAUUCAAUCUCAAGAGGACCUGGACCAUUACUUCGAACACGGCGAGGAUAUCACACAGUCGGCGGAUGUGAAGCCAUUGUUCGAUGAAGCAAAGGCACAUGGCGUCGAUAUCGUACUGGGGUAUGCCGAGCGAACGCCAGACGGUACUGGAUACAACACAUCGGUCUACUUCUCAGCAUCCCAAGGCAAAGUCAUCAGCAAAUAUCGAAAGGUCCAUCUUCCGGGCAGAGUAGAGCCAUUCGAGGAUCCGAAUGCCACCAACCAGUUAGAGAAGCGCUAUUUCAAGCCAGGUGACCUUGGAUUCAAGGCAUUCCGUGCUCCAGGGCUUGUUCCAGAUGCAGCGAAGAAGUCUACGGCAAAGGAAGGCGAGAAUACGGCGGGCAAAGGCGAUCCCAUCAUGGGAAUGCUCAUCUGCAACGACCGAAGGUGGCCUGAGGCGUGGCGAGUGUACACGCUGCAGGGAGCAGAGCUGCUGAUGUUCGGCUACAAUACAGGAGGCCACAUGUCCCAUCUAUGGGGAGGGACGUCGCUGCCACCGGAGCAAGCAGAGAAAAAAGCACUCUUCCACUCGCGCCUCGUGCAGCAGGCGAACAGCUACAUGAACGCCUGCUUCUCCAUCUCCUCGGCAAGGUGCGGCAUGGACGAUGGCAAGUACCACCUGAUCGGCGGCAGCUCGAUCGUCAGCCCCGAGGGCCAUGUCGUUGCUGAAGCGAGAACCAAUGGAGAUGAGCUGGUCGUUGCAGAAAUCGAUCUGAGCGAGUGUCGAAGGGGGAAGGAGAGAACGUUCGACUAUGCGCGACAUCGGCGGAUAGAGACGUAUUCGCUGAUCACACAGCAGACUGGCGUUGUUGAGCCCGAGCUGCUAUGA
This is a messenger RNA of Lecanosticta acicola, 1041 nucleotides long. The record is from the annotation of a GenBank genome assembly. Lineage: Eukaryota; Fungi; Ascomycota; Dothideomycetes; Mycosphaerellales; Mycosphaerellaceae.